AGUAAUUCUGUGGGAAAGAUGGCGGAGAAGGAGCAGCUGAGGCGACAGAUUCGCCUCCUUCAAGGUCUCAUUGAUGACCAUAAAAACAUUCAUGGGAAUGCACCUGUUCCCCCGCCUACUCUUAGAUGGAGGAAUCCCAGACCUGCCUUUACUAACCGGGGUUCAUUCUCUACGCGAUAUUCUCAGCAAACACAGAGAGAUUUUCCACCUUGCCAGACCACUGCCAAUACCUGGAGAAAUAAAUACUCUCUUGUCAACGUACAGCCUCGACCAACACCUUCUUCUGGAAGCAGUGUUUCUGCAAGGACUUCAUGGACUACAAUGAGCCAUGGAAGCAGUGGGGAAGCUGAGCCACAACGGGUGCUUUCAGAAACAAAUGAAGGAGCCACAAUGGACAGGACUGUUGCACAACUUCAGGCUGCUUUAGCAGCUAGCAGUACUGCUGAACCAAAAUCACAAAGAGGUCCUUCAGCAACAUUAGGAGCUCCUGCUGCUUUUCAAGGACGUGUAAGCAGCAGUGCUUCGACUUCAAAUAUUGACUUUAAAAAAAGCAAAGAACUGCCAUAUUUACCGGAUUUCAAAACUGUGCCUAGGAGCAGGGAUAAUGAUGCUCCUAAGGCACGUCAGAAAGUACCUGUGACUUCAGAAGCCAUUCAGGGAGUGUCAGAACUUGCCCCCAGCUUGUGCAGGACUAUCAGUGAGAGCGCCAUUGCUUUAAAAUCUGAGCCUCAACAAUCUCUUAUUGUGCUUGAUCAUGAGUCAAGUUACUUGCCAAAGAGGAAGACACCAGCACUACAAGCACCACUUUUGCACCGUUCCCAACAACCCCCUGGGGCGAAAGGCAAAGCCAACCCCUUGAAGGUUGUGGAUACACCUGUUGUUUGCACUAAGUCAGCAUGCAAGGCACCUUCAACACCUGGAAAGAAUCUCUCUGAGAGAAAGCAUUCAGCACCUACUGUCCAAAAAACUCCUGUCUUGCCAAGCUCCAUGAAAUCUCCAAGGUUCAGGAAAGCAAACUAUACCUGGGUGGCGAACCCAAGUAAAUCCCCUCGGACUGUGAAAAGAUGGGCUACUUCCAGAGCCUGUGAGAAUGCACACAAAUUUUCUGUGAGUUCAAAGGCAGCUGCCAAGUUACAGCCCAGAGGGGAGUUGGGAGUGAAGCAGAAGAAGCCUGGCCUUCAUUCAAAGCUUGGGGUGUCCUCCAGCCAGUAUAAAUGGAAGGCAUCCAGUCUCCAGUCUUCUCCUUCCACAUCCACGUCUUUGUUUACGUGGCAUCAUAAGGAGCACGAUGGGGCUGGAGUUUCCCCCAGUGUGGAUGCCAGCUCUUCCCUUCAGCUAGCAAGACGGAUGUCUCUUGGUCAUGGGGCACCAAGGCCAUCCUGUGGGAAUUCGGGCUUUUACAAAUUGAAAAGCCGGACUAAAAUCAUCAGGAGAAAAGGAAAUGCCUGCUCUCCAGUUGACAAGAGGAAUGCUGCCUUCUCCACUGUGGUCCUCAAAAGCCGCUAUUCCCUCAGGAAAAAGAGCUCUCCUCGGGGAAAGCCCUCUCCCACGGCAAGGAGGGCUGGGACUAAGGGCCUCGUGCAAAUCGGGAAGCACAGGUUGUGCCGACUGCCAGCAUCGCGGGCCCAUGCUUCGCCCAAAGACGGUAAGGGCAAAUUUGGAAGCAGUCUCCUUUGGUUUGGUCCUUCCAUUAUCAUUGUAUUAUGAAAACACCCCUCUUUCUUGCUUUUUUCAAGAACCAAUUCAAAACAUUUCUGUUCAGACCAUCUUUCAGUGAUGGAAAUUAACCCUGACUGAUAGA
Messenger RNA from Anolis sagrei ordinatus, 1801 nucleotides. RefSeq names its product zinc finger CCCH domain-containing protein 3-like. Gene Ontology annotation, cellular component: nucleus. The record is from RefSeq and is a predicted model, not a curated record. Lineage: Eukaryota; Metazoa; Chordata; Lepidosauria; Squamata; Anolidae.